Molecule: messenger RNA, 390 nt
Organism: Pelobates cultripes (western spadefoot toad)
Lineage: Eukaryota; Metazoa; Chordata; Amphibia; Anura; Pelobatidae
Source: the annotation of a GenBank genome assembly
AUGCAGCAAGAAGACACUUGUGAACGGUCUGUGGACACGGCCCUUUCAGCUACACAGCCGACGGUCAGUACCUCCAUGACCGAGCAAAACUGCGGCCUGUGGGAUGCGCUCUCCUUUCCCCCGGAUCGACUACAGAGCCCGAACAUAGUCCCACCCCCCCAUGGAACGGCGGGGGUCCAAACCCAAGGAGUCCUGCAGAACAUCGAGAGCCAAGAUGGCCACCAACAAGAUGCACAGACCACUCCAAACUCCCAUGACUUGGACCACAGAGGAAGACAGCAUCGCAAAGGCCUUCAAAAGAUUCUGGGUGAAACACUGGGAGAAAACCCUACAGAGCAAGACAAGGUCUGUCACUGCAGAUCCGACCCGAACCAACUUCUUACAGAGUGA